AUGGCAUCACUUAUACAAAAAAUCGUCCGCAAUGAUGCGAUGCGAGAAGAUCCUACGGAGAUAUAUGGAUGGAGAGUUUAUAUGCUUGCCUGCUCGGCAUGCUUUGGAGGCAUGUUAUUCGGUAUGGACUCCGGUAUCAUCGGCGGUGUUCUCACCAUGAAGCCAUUCGAAGCUACAUACGGCCUGCUGGAUCUCAGCGAUGUCGGAGAAGCAAACCUGUCCGCCAACAUCGUCUCUACCCUUCAGGCGGGCUGUUUCUUUGGAGCUCUAGGCGCGGCCCCUGCUGCCGACAAAUGGGGAAGACGGAAUUCGUUGAUCGGGUCUGCGGUUCUGGCCAUAAUAGGAAUUACCAUGCAGACUGCGGCAAGCGGUCACCUCACUUGCAUGUACAUCGGACGUCUUAUAACUGGCUUUGGAGUCGGAGGCGCCUCAAUGAUCAACCCCCUCUACGUAGCAGAAAACGCUCCACGGGCUAUCCGUGGAGGAUUAACAGGUCUCUAUCAGCUAUUUAUCGCAGCCGGAAUCAUGAUUGCAUUCUGGAUAAACUACGGUUCUUUACUCCACAUCUCCGGGCCAGCCAUGUAUAUCGUUCCAUUGGCAAUGCAGGGCUUGCCAGCUGUUCUGCUUCUAGUGGGCAUGCUCCUGUGCAACGAGUCGCCGCGAUGGUUGGCAAAACAGGAUAGAUGGGAAGAGGCCCGCGCGACUCUCGCCAAAGUCCGCGCUUUGCCGGCUGAUCACCCUUACAUCGAACAGGAGUUCCAGGCUAUUGCUACGCAACUGGAACAUGAGCGUGCUCUCGUUGGCGGCUCCGGGUUCUGGGAUCUCAUGAAGGAGAUGUGGCUCAUUCCGGGUAAUCGGAAACGAGCUCUUAUUUCUAUCUUCUUGAUGAUUUGCCAGCAGAUGACUGGGACAAACGCUAUCAAUUACUACGCACCUCAAAUCUUCGAGAAUCUCGGCGUAGAAGGUAGCGCAACAGGCCUCUUCGCAACAGGCGUCUACGGCAUCGUAAAGAUGGUCGGCUGCGGCGUGUUCUUGAUCUUCGUCGCCGACUCACUUGGCCGUCGCCGCUCGCUCCUAUGGACCUCUGUCGGACAGGGCCUUGCAAUGCUCUACAUCGGACUCUACGUCCGCAUCGCACCGCCUGUCAAGGGCGCACCCGUCAUUCCUGCGGGCUACGUUGCCCUAGUGUGUAUUUUCCUGUUUGCGGCUUUCUUUCAGUUUGGUUGGGGCCCCGUCUGCUGGAUCUAUGUUUCUGAGAUUCCGACUGCAAGACUGCGGUCUCUGAACGUUGCUUUUGGUGCGGCUACGCAGUGGCUGUUCAAUUUUGUGGUUGCGAGGGCUGUGCCCAAUAUGCUUGCUACUGUUGGAAGUAACGGAUAUGGGACGUAUAUCAUCUUUGCAUGCUUCUGCUUUUCGAUGGGUGUGUUCGUCUGGUUCUUCAUUCCUGAGACGAAAGGCUUGUCUCUUGAGAAAAUGGACGACCUUUUCGGCGUUACAGAGCUGGUGGAGCAUAAAAUGGCCGAUCCUGAGCGAGCCUCGACACAGGGUGAUGCAGACAAAGCUACGAAUGGUGAGCAUGUCGAGCGGGUGACUCCCGAGGCCCGUAGGGAUGAAUGA
This is a messenger RNA of Penicillium lagena, 1617 nucleotides long. Its product is annotated as sugar porter family MFS transporter. Bases 1 to 1617 code for a protein of 538 amino acids. Gene Ontology annotation, biological process: transmembrane transport; carbohydrate transport. Gene Ontology annotation, cellular component: membrane. The record is from RefSeq and is a predicted model, not a curated record. The transcript has 7 exons. Gene Ontology annotation, molecular function: carbohydrate:proton symporter activity. NCBI's taxonomy places the organism in Eukaryota, Fungi, Ascomycota, Eurotiomycetes, Eurotiales, Aspergillaceae.